Messenger RNA from Mandrillus leucophaeus (drill), 4149 nucleotides. RefSeq names its product WW and C2 domain containing 1 (gene WWC1). The coding region runs from base 329 to 3388 and encodes 1019 amino acids. The transcript has 23 exons. Gene Ontology annotation, molecular function: molecular adaptor activity; kinase binding. Gene Ontology annotation, cellular component: cytoplasm. Gene Ontology annotation, biological process: regulation of hippo signaling; negative regulation of organ growth; cell migration. NCBI's taxonomy places the organism in Eukaryota, Metazoa, Chordata, Mammalia, Primates, Cercopithecidae. The record is from RefSeq and is a predicted model, not a curated record.
AGCGCUGCUCCCGCCUCAGUGGGCAACUGAGAGGAGGCGCCUGCCAGGGAGCUGGCCCAGGCUGCCCCACCGCCAUCCCCAGUUGGAGGACUUAGGCCCCAGCCGGCACCUGCCAGGAGUUUUGACCUUAAGCUCUAGCCCCGCCCGCCCCCUUUGGGAAGAGAGGUACACCAAACCGCUCACCUUUGCUGACUGCAUUAGUGAUGAGUUGCCGCUAGGAUGGGAAGAGGCAUAUGACCCACAGGUUGGAGAUUACUUCAUAGACCACAACACCAAAACCACUCAGAUUGAGGAUCCUCGAGUACAAUGGCGGCGGGAACAGGAACAUAUGCUGAAGGAUUACCUGGUGGUGGCCCAGGAGGCUCUGAGUGCUCAAAAAGAGAUCUACCAGGUGAAGCAGCAGCGCCUGGAGCUUGCACAGCAGGAGUACCAGCAGCUGCAUGCCGUCUGGGAGCACAAGCUGGGCUCCCAGGUCAGCUUGGUCUCUGGUUCAUCAUCCAGCUCUAAGUAUGACCCUGAGAUCCUGAAAGCUGAAAUUGCCACUGCAAAAUCCCGGGUCAACAAGCUGAAGAGAGAGAUGGUUCACCUCCAGCACGAGCUGCAGUUCAAAGAGCGUGGCUUUCAGACCCUGAAGAAAAUCGAUAAGAAAAUGUCUGAUGCUCAGGGCAGCUACAAACUGGAUGAAGCUCAGGCUGUCUUGAGAGAAACAAAAGCCAUCAAAAAGGCUAUUACCUGUGGGGAAAAGGAAAAGCAAGAUCUCAUUAAGAGCCUUGCCAUGUUGAAGGACGGCUUCCGCACCGACAGGGGGUCUCACUCAGACCUGUGGUCCAGCAGCAGCUCUCUGGAGAGUUCGAGUUUCCCGCUGCCGAAACAGUACCUGGACGUGAGCUCCCAGACAGACAUCUCGGGAAGCUUCAGCAUCAACAGCAACAAUCAGUUGGCAGAGAAGGUCAGAUUGCGCCUUCGAUAUGAAGAGGCCAAAAGAAGGAUCGCCAACCUGAAGAUCCAGCUGGCCAAGCUUGACAGUGAGGCCUGGCCUGGGGUGCUGGACUCAGAGAGGGACCGGUUGAUCCUCAUCAACGAGAAAGAGGAGCUGCUGAAGGAGAUGCGCUUCAUCAGCCCCCGCAAGUGGACCCAGGGGGAGGUGGAGCAGCUGGAGAUGGCCCGGAAGCGGCUGGAAAAGGACCUGCAAGCAGCCCGGGACACCCAGAGCAAGGCGCUGACGGAGAGGUUAAAGUUAAACAGUAAGAGGAACCAGCUGGUGAGAGAACUGGAGGAAGCCACUCGGCAGGUGGCAACUCUGCACUCUCAGCUGAAAAGUCUCUCAAGCAGCAUGCAGUCCCUGUCCUCAGGCAGCAGCCCCGGAUCCCUCACGUCCAGCCGGGGCUCCCUGGUUGCAUCCAGCCUGGACUCCUCCACUUCAGCCAGCUUCACUGACCUCUACUAUGACCCCUUUGAGCAGCUGGACUCAGAGCUGCAGAGCAAGGUGGAGUUUCUGCUCCUGGAGGGGGCCACCGGCUUCCGGCCUUCGGGCUGCAUCACCACCAUCCAUGAGGACGAGGUGGCCAAGACCCAGAAGGCAGAGGGAGGUGGCCGCCUGCAGGCUCUGCGUUCCCUGUCUGGCACCCCAAAGUCCAUGACCUCCCUGUCCCCACGUUCCUCUCUCUCCUCCCCCUCCCCACCCUGUUCCCCUCUCAUGGCUGACCCGCUCCUGGCUGGUGAUGCCUUCCUCAACUCCCUGGAGUUUGAAGACCCGGAGCUGAGUGCCACUCUUUGUGAACUGAACCUUGGUAACAGCACCCAGGAAAGAUACCGGCUGGAGGAACCAGGAACGGAGGGCAAGCAGCUGGGCCAAGCUGUGAAUACGGCCCAGGGGUGUGGCCUGAAAGUGGCCUGUGUCUCAGCCGCGGUAUCGGACGAGUCAGUGGCUGGGGACAGUGGUGUGUACGAGGCUUCUGUGCAGAGACUGGGUGCUUCAGAAGCUGCUGCGUUUGACAGUGACGAAUCAGAAGCAUUGGGUGCGGCCCGAGUUCAGAUUGCCCUGAAGUAUGAUGAGAAGAAUAAGCAAUUUGCAAUAUUAAUCAUCCAGCUGAGUAACCUUUCUGCUCUGUUGCAGCAACAAGACCAGAAAGUGAAUAUCCGUGUGGCUGUCCUUCCUUGCUCUGAAAGCACCACCUGCCUGUUCCGGACCCGGCCCCUGGACGCCUCAGACACUCUAGUGUUCAAUGAGGUGUUCUGGGUAUCCAUGUCCUAUCCAGCCCUUCACCAGAAGACCUUAAGAGUCGAUGUCUGUACCACCGACAGGAGCCAUCUGGAAGAGUGCCUGGGAGGCGCCCAGAUCAGCCUGGCGGAGGUCUGCAGGUCUGGGGAGAGGUCGACUCGCUGGUACAACCUCCUCAGCUACAAAUACUUGAAGAAACAGAGCAGGGAGCUCAAGCCAGUGGGAGUCACGGCCCCUGCCCCAGGGCCUGCAAGCACGGACGCUGUGUCUGCUCUGUUGGAACAGACAGCGGUGGAGCUGGAGAAGAGGCAGGAGGGCAGGAGCAGCACACAGACGCUGGAAGACAGCUGGAGGUACGAGGAGACCAGUGAGAAUGAGGCAGUAGCUGAGGAAGAGGAGGAGGAGGUGGAAGAGGAGGAGGAAGAAGAGGAUGUUUUCACUGAGAAAGCCUCACCUGAUAUGGACGGGUACCCAGCAUUAAAGGUGGACAAAGAAACCAACACGGAGACCCCGGCCCCAUCCCCCACAGUGGUGCGACCCAAGGACCGGAGGGUGGGCACUCCGUCCCCGGGGCCAUUUCUUCGAGGGAGCACCAUCAUCCGCUCUAAGACCUUCUCCCCGGGACCCCAGAGCCAGUACGUUUGCCGGCUGAAUCGGAGUGAUAGUGACAGCUCCACUCUGUCCAAAAAGCCACCUUUUGUUCGAAACUCCCUGGAGCGACGCAGCGUCCGGAUGAAGCGGCCUUCCUCGGUCAAGUCCCUGCGCUCCGAGCGUCUGAUCCGCACCUCGCUGGACCUGGAGUUAGACCUGCAGGCGACAAGAACCUGGCAUAGCCAACUGACCCAGGAGAUCUCGGUGCUGAAGGAGCUCAAGGAGCAGCUGGAACAAGCUAAGAGCCACGGGGAGAAGGAGCUGCCGCAGUGGUUGCGUGAGGACGAGCGUUUCCGCCUGCUGCUGAGGAUGUUGGAGAAGCGGCAGAUGGACCAAGCAGAGCACAAGGGUGAGCUUCAGACAGACAAGAUGAUGAGGGCAGCUGCCAAGGAUGUGCACAGGCUCCGAGGCCAGAGCUGUAAGGAGCCCCCAGAAGUGCAGUCUUUCAGGGAGAAGAUGGCAUUUUUCACCCGGCCUCGGAUGAAUAUCCCAGCUCUCUCUGCAGAUGACGUCUAAUCGCCAGAAAAGUAUUCCUUUUGUUCCACUGACCAGGCUGUGAACAUUGACUGUGGCUAAAGUUAUUUAUGUGGUGUUAUAUGAAGGUACUGAGUCACAAGUCCUCUAGUGCUCUUGUUGGUUUGAAGAUGAACUGAUUUUUUAGUUUGGGUCCUACUGUUGUUAUUAAAAACAGAACAAAAACAAAACACACACACACACACACACACAAAAACAGAAACAAAAAAAAAAAAACCAGCAUUAAAAUAAUAAGAUUGUAUAGUUUGUAUAUUUAGGAGUGUAUUUUUGGGAAAGAAAAUUUAAAUGAACUAAAGCAGUAUUGAGUUGCUGCUCUUCUUAAAAUCGUUUAGAUUUUUUUCAGUUUGUACAGCUCCACCUUUUAGAGGUCUUACUGCAAUAAAAAGUAAUGCCCGGGGGACGGUAAUCCUAAUAGGACGUCCCGCACUUGUCACAGUACAGCUAACUUUUCCUAGUUAACAUAUUUUGUACAAUAUUAAAAAAAUGCACAGAAUCCAUUGUUGGGGGGAGGGAUUCAGAGGUGCAUCCAUGGAUCUUCUUGAGCUGUGACGUGUUUUUAUGUGGCUGCCCAACGUGGAGCGGGCGGUGUGAUAGGCUGGGCGGGCUAAGCAGCCCAGUCUAUGUGGGUAACAGGCCACGCUGGUCUCAGAUGCCCAGUGAAGCCACUAACAUGAGUGAGGGGAGGGCUGUGGGGAGCUCCAUUAAGUUUUAUCUCCAUCAAUAAAGUGGCCUUUCAAAAAGAA